Molecule: messenger RNA, 5676 nt
Organism: Onychostoma macrolepis
Lineage: Eukaryota; Metazoa; Chordata; Actinopteri; Cypriniformes; Cyprinidae
Product: inactive phospholipase C-like protein 2
Exons: 6
Coding region: 325-3639 (1104 amino acids)
Biological process (GO): lipid metabolic process; intracellular signal transduction
Molecular function (GO): phosphatidylinositol-4,5-bisphosphate phospholipase C activity
Source: RefSeq, a predicted model, not a curated record
CUGCGCGGUGUUUCGAAAUAGCAACAGUAGUAGUGUAUUAUACCGAUGUGAAGUGAAUUCAGCAGAUGGCAGUAUCUGUCAAACCCGCGUGAGCGCCUCAACAAUGACACUUGCAACAUUGUAACAUUGAAACAUUCGAACGCGGUGCGCGCAGAUACAAUGUGUCGAACGCGACAGAUGCUGCCGAGCCGAAGCAGACACGCCGACGAGAAUUAAACCUGCGAUGGCACUCCAUUUCUCUCUCGGUGAGCUCCAAUCGCUCGCUACUCGAACCGACAGCUAAUACUGCCAGGCACAGGCUGCUGCGUGCGUUACACGGGGCUCAUGGCGGAGUUUGUCGCCGAGAACUGCGGGGUCUCAUCGCCGAGCGCUGGCGGGAAAUCCGCCCAGCCCGGCGAUGAUGCGGACGGCAGAGCUGCGAGCGAGGUGUCGGUCUCAAACGGGGACUGUGGACUGUGUGCGCCCGAGAACCAGGGGCUCGAGACGGCCAACGCGUCUGUGGUGCUGGACGGCAAAACUGGAAUCCCACGGAAGGCCAGUAUUAUUAAGGAUGGUUCCAGGCGAUGCAAGGAAAGGAAAAAGACGGUGUCGUUCAGUAGCAUGCCGACAGAGAAGAAGAUCAGCAGUGCAAGCGACUGUAUUAAUUCUAUGGUGGACGGGUCUGAACUGAGGAAAGUACGCUCCAACUCCAGAGUCUACCACCGAUAUUUCCUCCUAGAUGCCGACAUGCAGUCUUUGCGAUGGGAGCCAUCCAAAAAAGAGUCCGACAAGGCCAAGAUUGAUGUAAAAUCGAUCAAAGAGGUGCGAACCGGUAAAAACACGGACACCUUCAGGACCAAUGGAAUUUCGGAUCAGAUUUCCGAGGAUUGUGCGUUCUCUAUAAUCUAUGGGGAGAACUAUGAAUCACUUGAUUUAGUGGCAAAUUCAGCCGAUGUAGCAAAUAUAUGGGUGACUGGACUCAGGUACUUAAUAUCGUAUGGAAAACACACACUUAACAUGAUUCAAAGCAGUCAGGACAACAUGCGUGCAUCCUGGCUGGGCGACCUCUUUGACGAAGCGGACAUCAUUGGUGGAAAAUGCAUUAGUCUUUGUUCGGCCGUUCAGCUGAUCAAGAAGUUAAGUCCUGGACUGAAAAAUGUCAAGAUAGAGCUCAAGUUCAAAGAGUUGCACAAAGCGAAAGAUAAAAUCGGUUCCGAUGUGACCAAGGAGGAGUUCAUCGAAGUCUUUCACGACCUUUGCACGAGACCAGAAAUCUAUUUUUUGUUGGUCCAGUUCUCAAGCAACAAGGAAUUUCUUGACACCAAGGACUUGAUGAUCUUUUUGGAGGCAGAGCAGGGCAUGGCCAAGGUGAGCGAAGACAUCAGUGUGGAAAUUAUUCAGAAGUAUGAAUCCUCGAAGGAGGGGCAACUCAAGGGAUGGCUCUCCCUGGAUGGGUUUACCAAUUACCUCAUGUCAGCAGACUGCCACAUCUUUGAUCCGGAACAAAAAAUAGUAUGCCAAGACAUGAACCAACCCCUUUCUCACUAUUACAUAAACUCUUCCCACAAUACCUACCUGAUUGAGGACCAGUUCAGGGGUCCAUCAGACAUUACGGGCUACAUCCGUGCCCUAAAGAUGGGCUGCAGGAGUGUGGAACUUGAUGUGUGGGAUGGGCCUGAUAAUGAACCGGUCAUUUAUACGGGCCAUACGAUGACCUCGCAUAUUGUCUUCCGCAGCGUCAUUGACACCAUCAACAAGUACGCUUUCGUAGCCUCGGAAUUUCCUCUGGUCUUGUGCUUGGAGAACCACUGUUCCUUGAAGCAACAGAAGGUAAUGUUUCAGCAUCUGAAGAAAAUACUCGGAGACAAAAUUCACGUGGAUCCUCCCAACCUUGAGGAGAACUACCUUCCGUCCCCUUCGGACCUAAAGGGAAAGAUUCUUCUGAAAGGAAAGAAACUAGCGAGCAACUGCACCGGCUCCGAAGGCGAGGUGACAGAUGAGGACGAGGGUGCGGAAAUGUCUCAAAAGAUGAACAACGAAGGUGGUGAGCAGCAGACAGUUGUUCAACCCAAAAAGUUCCAGCUCUCAAAGGAUCUGUCAGACAUGGUAACCUUGUGCAAGUCUGUUCGGUUUAAGGAUUUCCAGACGGCUUUCCAGAACCAGAAGCACUGGGAGCUCUGCUCCUUCAAUGAGGUCUUUGCCAGUCGGUGUGCCACUGACCACCCUGGCGAGUUCGUUAACUACAACAAGAAGUUUCUAGCGAGGGUUUACCCAAGUCCAAUGCGAAUUGAUUCCAGCAACAUGAACCCACAGGACUUUUGGAAAUGUGGCUGUCAAAUAGUAGCAAUGAACUAUCAAACACCUGGUCUAAUGAUGGACCUCAACAUCGGCUGGUUUAGACAAAACGGGAACUGUGGGUAUGUUCUACGCCCAGCGAUCAUGAGGGAGCAGGUUUCUUAUUUCAGUGCCAAUACUAAAGACUCUGUUCCGGGAGUGUCUCCACAGCUCCUUCACAUAAAGAUCAUUAGUGGACAAAAUUUCCCCAAACCCAAGGGCUCAGGCGCCAAAGGCGAUGUGGUAGAUCCCUACGUUUACGUUGAAAUUCAUGGCAUCCCUGCGGAUUGUGCAGAACAAAGGACUAAAACGGUCCAUCAGAAUGGCGAAAACCCCAUCUUUGACGAGAGUUUCGAGUUUCAGAUUAACCUUCCGGAACUGGCAAUGGUGCGCUUUGUUGUUCUGGAUGACGACUACAUUGGAGACGAAUUUAUCGGUCAGUACACAAUUCCGUUUGAAUGCAUUCAGCCAGGUUUCCGCCACAUUCCCCUCCAGUCGCUGACGGGCGAAGUCCUUCCACAUGCCUGGGUCUUCGUCCAUGUAGCCAUUACUAACCGUCGUGGUGGUGGUAAACCUCACAAACGGGGGCUUUCGGUCCGCAAGGGUAAAAGGGGUCGGGAGUACGCCACUAUGAGGAUACUUCUCAUCAAGGCUGUAGAUGAAGUCUUUAAAUCUGCUGCACAGCCACUUCGGGAGGCCACUGAUCUCAGAGAGAACAUGCAGAAUGCCAUUGUGCCGUUUAAAGAGCUUUGCGGUCUUUCUGCGGUGGCCAACCUGAAGCAGUGUAUACUAGCGCUCUCCCCGCGCCUCGUUGGGCAGGACAGCAGCCCGGUUCUGCUGUUUAACCUCAAAGAUCAGUACCCCACCAUGGAGGCCCAGGGCCUGCUGCCUGAAGUCCUCAAGAAAGUGGUCACCGCUUAUGAGAUGAUGAUCCAGACCAGCCAAACACUGCUGGAGAACUCAGACGGCGUGUACGAGCGAAUACUGCAAGUCCAGAAAGCAGCGAUGGAGUUCCAUGAGAAGCUACAUGACAUGGCGAUGAAGGAGGGACUGAAGGGAAGAAAACUCCACAAAUCCAUAGAGAGCUUCACCUGGAACAUCACGAUUCUGAAGGGCCAGGCCGAUCUGCUGAAACACGCUCGGGCGGAAGUGCUGGAAAACGUGAAACAGAUCCACUACGCCGCUCUCACCUGUAACCUGGCCAAGGGAGGAGCGGGACCCUCGUCCGUGUCGGGCUCCAAGGUCCGCCGCAGCCUGGAUGCCAUCCCGGAGACCAUGGCUGAGAAGGCCGUCGGGGAGGACUACAUCACAGACGAGGAGAACUGAGGGUGCCGAAGCGUCCCGCCAAAUCCCAUAAAUCCUCUCCCAGGUUCGGCGUGUACCGAGAGAACAUUUCGAAAUAUCUCAGCGCGUCUCGCCUGCAGGAUGCUUCAGAACGAAACGGAGCCAAGGCCUCCUCUACUUCCCGUCCCGUGUCCGUGUCUCUCCGGGGUCAGGUGGGUGUCGAAGCAGCCGAACUUCGCUCCAGGUCUUUCUACAAGCACAAACUUUGAGUAUUAGGAGGAAUUAGAACUGGAGCCAUGAAUGUAACGAGGCGUCGUGUGCGAGGAAAGAAGGAAGCUGUUUACAAUAAAGAACUACUUCGUGUUCUGUCUGCCAAAAUAGUAUGUGUGUGUAUAUACAGUAUAAAUAUAUAUAUGGAGAUCUGUUACCUUUUUUUGCUAUGUGAACUUUUAAUGGAUCAGAUUAUUUUGUUAUGAGAAAUGGAUGUUUUAAAGAGCUCAUAUUUUAUUUGCUUGUACAGAACUUGACAUGUGGAUCUUACGAGACGGCCCCUGGUCCUUUAUGGGCUUUUUGUAAAUUAUUUGUAUAAAUGUAGGAGGAUUUUGAGGAUGUGGUUCGAGAGAGAAUCUAGUUUUAGAUAUUACCAGCAGCUACUGUACAUGUGAAUAGGUGAGAGUCUCUGGAUGAUAGUUUUGUCUUCUUUGGCCACAUGCACAGUGCAAAAUUUAAAUGCAUUUACAUGUAGUCAGUUAGCAGAUGGUUUUAUCCUAAGCAACUUACAAAUUAAAAUUCCUUAAACUAAAUUUUGCAUAAGGUGUUCCUAAAAAAGACACACGAAGCCAACAGUUUAACCCAGUGGUUCUCAACCUUUUUCACUCCAACGGCCAAAAUGGUCCACAACAAUAUUUGAUAUUUGUCCCCCUUAAUUUAAAGGAUUAAAAAUGUAGUUUACUCACAAUUUUUAUUCUAUAAAAUAUAUCAGAGUAUGGCAUGCCAUAAAAAAUGACCUAAAUGUUUUAAGAUUGUAUUAAUUUACAUGACUUUUCCCGGUCUAGCAAUUCAAAUUAAUUACAAUAUAAAUAUGGAAAAAAAAUGUUUUACAAUUUUUACUGUAGUUUGUCAUUCCUUAUAUAUGCCCUAUAUAUAUAAAAUUUCAGAGAAUGGCAUGCCUAAAAACGUGUAUAUUCCUUAUAAAAAUGCCCUAAAUGUUUUAAAAUUGUAUUAAUUUACAGGAUUUUUCCAGGUCUAAAAAUUUUUAAUUAAUUCUAUUGAAAAUUAUAAUCUUUUUAAGUCCUCUUGAGCCCCCUUUGGAAGUUUUGCUCAUGUUGAGAACCAUUGGUUUAAGCAGCUUGGUGUUAGCUAUUUGUGAUGAAAGAAAUACUAGUUGUCUUGUGUAGAACAUUGUUAAAAAAAAAAAAAAAAAAAAGAUUUUUCUAAGCCUAUUAUGUUCUACAAAUAUCUAAAAAUCUAAAAAUACCAUUUCAGUCUUUUUACUUUAAAAUGUAAUUUGAUGUUCCUUGCCAUUUCUUUAAACCAAAUUUCACUCAUAAAUUGCUGGCAAAUUUGAAAGUAAUUAGAAAGUAAACCCUACACCAAAUUUUCCUCGGUGAAUGAGUGACAGCCGUAUUUCCCUGCAGUGUGUACAUGGCCUUUGAGAGCAGACUGAAUACUGUACGUCAAGUGUUAUGAUUAAAGCUUCUCAAGCAUUCCUGGAAAUGAGAUUCUGCCUCGUUGCUAAAGUUCUGUCUUACAUUGCCUUUUUUAACCCAACUUAUUCUAAUUGCUUCUAGUUUGUAAGUGUUUGUUCCUGGCUCAUUCCGUUGGUCUUCUCAUUGUGCCAUUCUACUGUUGGACCCUGUGAACCACUUCCAUUGGAUUAUACACAUUGUGACCAGAGAUUAAACUGGACAUGAAAAGAAACAAGUUUGUUUAUACAUUUCAGUGCUGUCAUUGUGUAUUUAUAAUUAUAGUUAACCAUUUAUACCAGUAAGGAGUGGAUGAUAGUUUCUAAGAGAAUAUCAGUUUUCUUUAACUCUGUUAAGACCCAAUGCUCUGAAAUAAACCAUGUUAAGUACAUUC